Molecule: messenger RNA, 5973 nt
Organism: Scatophagus argus
Lineage: Eukaryota; Metazoa; Chordata; Actinopteri; Scatophagidae
Gene: dlgap1b
Product: discs, large (Drosophila) homolog-associated protein 1b
Exons: 13
Coding region: 399-3461 (1020 amino acids)
Biological process (GO): signaling
Cellular component (GO): glutamatergic synapse; postsynaptic specialization
Molecular function (GO): molecular adaptor activity
Source: RefSeq, a predicted model, not a curated record
GUGAUGCCUCUGCAGCUCACAGACGGAGCGAUACAGGAAGAUACUACAGCGUGUGGGACCUUACCAUCCAAGUGACGUCCUUUAUGAUCAGUCUCGAUUUGUUCUCUCUUCGAGGCAAAGACGAAAUUUCAGAAAUUUCAGAGGAUUUACUCCCGAGGCGACUCCCGGACGGCCAGUCUGCUGUGUUGACAAGGUGGAGAAAUGUGCACACAAGGAGGACGAGGAGCCUGGAAUUAAGCACAGGAGAGAAAAGAUGCCGAAGAUGAGACAAUAAAGAAGAUGUUGCUGAAUGUUGGACCCUGAAACAUGUUGACCACAGCUGGCCGCUCUGAUCUAGUUUUGGGGUCUGUGCAAACUUCCUGUGGCAGCAAUUGGAUGUGCACAACGACCCAGCAACAAUGACAAUGAAAGGCCUGUCCAGCAGCCGUAGUCACCACCACACGGUGACCUGUGACCCCUCAUACGACUCCAUGACCCUGGGGCACUCGGAUCGUCGCUCCUACUUCCUCAGUCCUGGGGAGGCUCAUCCUUCUGACCACCCCUGCUACACACAGCGAAACUCCUUCCAGUCUGAGUGCAGCACCUACCCUGAUCUGGCCAGCUGCACCUUCCCUCGCAGACAUUACAGCUCUCACCAUGAGCUGAAGGAGGAAUGUGGCGCUGUGGUGCCUUAUACAGGGCCAACAGGCAGCAGUAAGACGAGUGGAGGUGGUGGUGGAAACAACAGUCGCAUCGCUUCUAACCUGUUGGAGCAGUUUGAGCACCAAGCACCUGUACGGCGUGAAGGCUACCACACUCUGCAGUACAAGCGCACUGCAGUAGAACACCAACGUAGUGACAGCCCUGGUCGAAUUCGCCACUUAGUUCACUCUGUCCAGAAGCUGUUUACCAAGUCCCACUCCCUGGAGGGGCCCUCAGGGUCUGGCGGAGGAGGGAGUGGGAGGAUGAAUGGCAGUAAAUCCAGUCCUGAUGACCCACCCUCCUCUUCUGGCACCCUGAAGCACAGCAAGCGCAGUAAGAGCAAAGACCGGUCCAAGUCAGAGCCUAAGAUGCGUACUGCAAUCUCUGGCUACUGGAGCUCAGAUGACACGCUCGACCGGGAGGUGUGCCUCUACCACCAUCACCACGGGGGCAGCAGUGGAGGCCUGCCCUCUGGGGUCAUGACCAUGGGGCGCCACCCAGAAAAAUCCCAGUCUCAGUACUUCAUGGAGUCUUACAACACCAUCAGCGCCCACUCUCUCAAGACAUCCCGCAGCAACAAUGAUGUGAAGUGCUCUACAUGCUCCGGGGGCAGCAGUGGAGGUAUGCCUCUAGUGAGCGCCCUGGACAGCCAAGUGCAGCUGAAGAAGAGCUCAUGGUCUUCCACUUUGACGGUGAGCAGAGCAAGAGAGGUCUACCAGAAGGCCUCAGUCAACCUAGAUAAAGCUCUAGUGAAAGCCGAGCAGGGACGCACCUGCCACUUCCUACAGGUGCCUCAGGAUGAUUGGAGCGGUUUUUCUCCACUCGGGAAGGAUGAUGAGAUCCCGUGCCGGCGGAUGCGCAGUGGUAGCUACAUCAAGGCCAUGGCAGAAGAAGACAGCGGAGACUCGGACUGCAGCCCAAAACCCUCGCCCAAAGUUCAGGCACGACGAGCCAGCUACCUGAAGGCCACACAGCCAUCCCUCACAGAAAUGACCACACUCAAGAUUUCCACAGAGCACUCACCCAAGCUACAGAUCCGGAGUCACAGCUAUCUGCGGGCGGUGAGUGAGGUUUCCAUCAAUAGGAGUCUGGACAGCUUGGACCCGGCAGGGCUGCUGGCCUCACCUAAAUUCCGCUCACGAAACGAGAGCUACAUGAGAGCCAUGAGCACCAUCAGCCAGGUGAGCGAGGUGGAGGUGAACGGGCAGAUCGAGGCGGUGUGUGAGUCAGUGUUCAGCGAGAUGGAGUCGCAGGCGGUGGAUGCCCUGGACCUACCCAUGCCCGGCUGCUUCCGCAUGCGGAGCCACAGCUACGUGCGUGCCAUAGAGAAAGGCUGCUCGCAGGAAGAGGACGAGGGAGGUGUCACAGUGGGCAACAGGAGGACCAACUCACCCCCGCGCACCACCACUACUGUCAGAACCAUCCAGAGUAGCACAGUGUCAUCAUGCAUCACUACCUACAAGAAGACACCUCCCCCAGUCCCACCACGGACCACCCCGUCCAAACCAUUCAUAUCCAUCACGGCCCAGAGCAGCACCGAGUCCGCCCAAGAUGCCUACAUGGAUGGUGGCUCCGGCCCGCGGACAGGUAUCAGCUCCCAGCCGGGCCUGUCCAACUCCACGGAGAGCAUCGACAGCAUGAAGGCCUUGACAGCAGCCAUCGAGGCAGCUAACGCUCAAGUGCACGGCCCUGCCAGCCAGCACGUCACCAACAGCACCAUCACCAUCACUACCACCGCCACCACCUCUGCCGUCGCACAUGUCUCCGCGGACAGCAAGGCGCAGAGAGAAGCUCUCCGCAAGUGCCUCUCCAUAGGGAUCCAGGUGGACCCGGAGGAAGGGGGGCCGACAGAGGAGCAGUCCAAAUUCCAGUCAAUAGGAAUUCAGGUGGAGGAUGAGCGAUGUUACCGCAGGAUGACCCGCUCCAACAGCGUAACCACGGCCGUGCAGGCUGACCUCGAUGGCCCCGCAGAUGUCCCAGAGGUGCAGCCGCGUCACUCUGCCACCAUGCCACGCCAGCACUCCCGCGACGCUGCCACUUCUACUGUCAGCAUCCAGGGCUCGGGGAAUCACUAUCACGCUUGUGCCGGUGACGACUACGGGGAGGUGGGGUUCGACCCUUCCAUCCUGCCCCCUCCAGACCCGUGGAUGGACAGCGUGGCUGAGCCCGAAGUGGAGGCUCAGGAGGCUGUCGGGCGGUCAGUGUGCCCCCGUGAUGGCCGCUGGUUCCUCAAGUUGCUGCAGGCUGAGAUGGAGCGUAUGGAGGGCUGGUGUAGACAGAUGGAGCAGGAUGAGGUUGAAAAUGAGCUUCCUGACGAGAUCCUGGGGAAGAUCCGCAGUGCAGUGGGGAGUGCCCAGCUGCUGAUGUCCCAGAAGUUCCAGCAGUUCCGGGAGCUGUGUGAGGAGAAUCUGAACCCAAAUGCACACCCACGGCCCAUCUCGCAGGACCUGGCAGGUUUCUGGGACAUGCUCCAGCUCUCUAUCGAGAACAUUAGCCUGAAAUUUGAUGAACUCCACCAACUCAAAGCCAACAACUGGAAACCUCUGACCCCACCAGAAAUUCAGGACAGAAGGAUGCCCCCUCCGGUGCCAAAGAAACCCCUGAAGGGCCACCCUCCCUUGGCCAGGGACCGCUCGCUGGAGAGCUCUGAGCGCCAGCGUCUGGAGGCUCGCAAACGCCUGCUAGCUGCCAAACGUGCCGCGUCAGUUCGGCAGAGCUCUGCUACGGAAAGCGCAGACAGUAUCGAGAUCUAUAUCCCAGAGGCUCAGACCAGACUAUGAGACAAACACAUGCACCUACACAUGUCCAAAACAUGUCCCAUCCACACAAUAGCACUGAAUGGUAAGGCUUAGGUGCUAACAUAACAUAAUCACAUUUUUUUUUGCAGACUUCUCAGAUCACUGUGGAGUCAGUCACGAUGGAGGUUGUCUGAACAAGAAAUGUACAUUUACAGUAAUUAUUUAUUUAAUUAUUUAUCCCCCCCCCCCCCCCCCCCCAACCUUCACCACCAUUUUCCUUCUCCCAGCUUUGAUGUAGCAGUCACUCCCCCCGUACCUCCACCCGCCCCUCACAAGACCUGUCUUACAAAUCCCUUUUUUUAAAGUGGCCUAUUAUUACAAAGUAAGCCAGGUGUAGCACAGCAGUGAUGCUUCAUGUUAAUGUCAAAGGAAAACAGGGAGGGGGCGUGCGUGUCCACGUGGCAUGUGUAUACGUAUAUACAUCCAAACACACACAGUGAGCGGUGUGUUUGUACUGAUCUGCUCAGAUCAAGUGGAAAGACCAGACCUAUUGACUCACAUUCAGUUUUAUAUUUAGCUUUCUAUAAAAUCCCAUGUUUUUGCGUAAUGAGGCUAAACAUUAGAAAACGGAAAGACCAGACAAGGAAACCAUAGCGUCAAAUCGGUGACACAAUUGGCUCUCUGUCUGAAAAUGGGUCUUUCCACGAGGCCGACCCUGUAGGAAAGGUCAAGAGGUCCGAUUCUGUUCCUCCAGGUGAGGCAAAGUAGCUUUUGAGCCCGGGAGCCGCUUUUGAGGUUCUGCAGAAUGAGUGCAACUCACUAAAAAGAAUCACUGUUAGAAAAAUGCCACAAACCUGAUCUGUGUGUGUGAGAAAGGGAGCGUGUGUGGAUGAUUCAGAUGUUCAUUUCAAAAAGUGCUUCCUAUUUUUCUAGGUCUAAAAGGUCCUAGGUCUAACUGAAGCUGAACGUAGCAGUAUCAACAAACUGUAAACAAACCGCCCGUCUCGUCUCGUUUCAAGCCGAGUAGAUCAUGUUUGUAUAAAGAACAUACAGUGUAACGACAUGACAUGCAUGCUGACACAAGUUAACUGAUAUUUUUGUCUUUUCUAAACAGGUUCAAUCCUUUCUCAUAUCGCGUUCAAACUCUUCAGUGUUACAAAUAAUGCUAAAAUACUGAUAUUUGGUACAAAACUGGUAGUUGUACUAUAUUUUAUUAUGUCCUUUUUAAGAUGAGAAGUUUAUUGACAGUAUUAAGAAAAAGGACUGAAAAGGGACUAUUUUCUCUUCACUGUGUGUGUACUAUCUCUGCCUCCAAAUGAAGCAAUUAUUUGAAGGUCAUACAGAAAAAUAAUCCAAUUUGUAAUAUUUUGUAUUCAUGUUUAAUUUAUUGAUCAGGACAUUGUUUCCUGACAUUGUGAUUAUUAUUAUUAUUAUUAUUAUUAUUAUUAUUAUGCACUGACAGCAAGGCCCUUAUACUGUGUUUAUGUUGUAUUUCUGUUGGCUCUUUUGCAUGACAGGCACUUUUGUUUUUUUCUUUCUGUUUCAGUGAUCAGCCUUAAUUUCUAAUAUGAUAGUCGAGCACAACAGCAGUCUCAGGGGAAGAAGUGUGUGUUUGUUUGUUUGUUUAUGUGUGCAUGUGUGUGAGUGAGAGAGUGUGACUGUAUGUGUGACCCAUGGCUUUGUCUCUUACUGUACAUAACCCCAGCCACAAGGAUAGGCCAUGAUGUUAAAUAAGGGAAUAGUGUCCAUGCCAUCUUUUGAACGACGCUCCUGUUGAACGUCUCAGCCCUAAUUACUUCACGAUAACAAGGUAUUUCUGUCAGCUGCUCGAAUGUGGGGACAAUCCUGAGCUGGUUUAGCCAUCACAUAAUAGUUUUGAUAAUUAAAUAACAGGUCUUUGAUGUGCAGUUCUCUGUAUUGAUCUGAAAACGUUUUGUGCCAUUGAAUAACAAUAGUUAAGGAUAUGUUUCUGCUUUUUGUCCCGUCGAAGGCCUACUGGAAGUUUUUUAAGGAGAGAUGUUUGUGAAGGAACUCAAGUGAUGAGGUUACCAGUAACACAGUAUGAUUUGUAUGUCCUUUAGCUGGUCAAUAUGAAGUUUAGGAAGGAUGCGUAAAAGUAACUGUAGUUCAAACUUAAUGCCAUUUUAUGUAGAUGAAGCUCAUUUUAGUAUUUUUUACUUUGGAAGCUUGUAUUUGAAUUGAAUUGUCUGUCAAAUGAUUGACUUUUUAUUUAGGUUUAUUAUAUUAACAUAUCAAAUAUAAUACUCCUGAUAUAGCAGGGAGUUAGAAACCAGAAUGUUGGACUGUGGUUAACUGCUAAACUCAAAAGACACUCCAGCACUCCUGGCAAUUCUGACGUUGUGAUGUAGUUAUAUUAAGAGAAAAACAUUUGUACAUAAAUGAAUGUUUCCCUAUGUAAAUGUAAACUAAAAAAAAAAAACAAUCAAAUAACAUAUUAAGCAGAUAUACAUUUUGUAAUUAAUGUUAUUACACUGUUGAUGUUAUGGCACGUGUAUGAGCUCUUAUCAGCAUUAAAAAAAAAAUAUAUCAUUGC